Messenger RNA from Cimex lectularius (bed bug), 1536 nucleotides. Its product is annotated as myosin-2 heavy chain-like. The transcript has a single exon. The record is from RefSeq and is a predicted model, not a curated record. NCBI's taxonomy places the organism in Eukaryota, Metazoa, Arthropoda, Insecta, Hemiptera, Cimicidae. The coding region runs from base 1 to 1536 and encodes 511 amino acids. Gene Ontology annotation, molecular function: nucleic acid binding; zinc ion binding.
AUGUCGGAACAACCAGGACAAUUAAGCAUGGAGCAAACGGACAUGUCUACGGAGGUGAUUGUAGGCCAAGGCGAAGGUGGUUGGAGUACGCCGGUCCCAGGAAGCAGGAAGAGGACACAUUCGUCUCCGUCAGUGUUGGAGGGUGCUAGCAAGUAUGGGAUGCUGGACCUGUUGGUAAGUGUUAAAUCUGUGGAGUCAGAAAUGAAUGAAUGGCUGGCAGAAAGGAAAAAUUGCACAGAAAAAACAGCUAAAUGGAUUACGAAGAGACUUACCAAAAUUGUAGAUAUGCUGAACGAUGCGGCGGGUGAGGUGAUGACAGCGAGGAGAGUAAAGAUGCACAGGACGACAAACCUGGAAGGAGAAAUAGACGAGAUUAGAAAAGACAAUGCAAUGAUAAUGGAUAAAAUAGACCAGAUGGUCAGGAAUAUGGAGGAGAGAGAGAACAGGAUGGAAACUGGAGUGAGAGGAAUAGAGAGGAUAGAGAGAAGGAUAGGAGAGCAGGAAGGGGAAAUGGAGGAAAUUAAGGAGAUAGUACGGAAGGAAGUACAAAAGAACAUGCAAGAAGUGAUGGGAAAGAUAUUGAAAGGAAAGGAAAAGGAAAAGGACGAAGAAAAGAGAAUAAUGCUGGAAAGGAUCAGGGAGAUAGAGAGCGCACAGAGCAUACAGAGUAGGAUACUGGGGGAAAUAAAGGAGAAUAUGGAUAGGGUCUAUACGGGAGUGAGUAAGGUAUAUCGGGGAGAACAGGAAAGAGAGGUAAGGAUGGAAGAAAGACACCGGGAAAUACUGGAAAGGUGCGGGGAGGGAAAGAGAGGAAAGGAGAUUCGGGACACCACCGAGGGCAGCGAAAUGGAGACGGAAGGCGGGGAGGAAUCGUAUGCGAGGGCGGUAAAGAAGAGAGUCAGGAGAAAGAUAGAAAAGAAAUCUAGGAAAGGAGUAAGGAUUACGAAGGAGGAACAAGGAAGAGAGAUCGGAGGAGAGAUAGUGAGGAGAGAAUUGAUGGGGAAUAUAGACCCGAUCAAGAAAGGAUGGGAGGUGGUAGGAUUUAGAAGAGGAAGGAACGCGGUGUUUGUGGAUGUGAUGAAAAAGGAGCAAAUAAAAGGGAUAAUAGAGGACACGGACCUGAAAGAAAAAGGCUUUAGAGUAGAAGAACAGAGGAAACUAUUACCAUGGGUGAUUAUCAUAGGAGUCCCAGAGGAAAUAGGAAAGGAGGAACUAGGGAAGAGGAUUGAGGAAACGAUAGGAAGAACUAAGGAGGAGUUGGAAGGUCAAUUGAGGGUAAGAGUCUGGAGGGAUGCAAGGAGUGGGAAGAGGAACGUGAUUUUGGAAGUUAACCCGGAAACAAGGAGAGACUUAUUAAGGGUGGGAAGGAUAAGGGUAGGGUGGGUAUCAUGCCGAAUAGAAGACUAUACGUCAGUACAGCAGUGCGCGAAAUGCUUUGGAUUUGGGCAUAGGGCGAUAGUCUGUAGAGGUCCGGUCUGUUGUCUAGUCUGUGGUAAGAGUGGUCAUUUUUCCAGCACGUGUAANCAUCCCCAAUAA